GGCGCCGCCAGCUCCCCCUGCCGGCGGGCGGCGGCGCCAUGGCGGAGCUCGGCGCUCACCUCACGGCCGCCCCGGCCGGCGGCGACAGGCCCUCCAUCUUCGAGGCGGUGGCGCAGGACAGCCUCAUGGCCGCCGUGAAGCCGGCCCUGCAGCACCUGGCCAAGGUGCUUGCUGAGUCUAAUCCUGCCCGAUAUGGCUUUCUCUGGCGUUGGUUUGAUGAGGUCUACAUCCUCCUGGAUUUACUGCUCCAGCAGCAAUAUCUGGCCAGGUGCAGUGCCUCUUUUUCUGAAAACUUCUAUGGCUUAAAGAGGGUAGCAAUGGGAGACUGCGAACAACAGUUGCUGGCCAGUGCUGGCCUGCCAAAGAAGCAGCACUGGCAGUCUCUCCUUUUGCUUGUUCUUGUCCCUUACCUGAAAGGAAAGCUAGAGAAACUGGUGUCCAGUCUAAGAGAAGAGGAUGAUUACUCCAUCCACCCUCCCUCAUCAUCCUGGAAGCGCUUUUACAGAGCCUUUCUAGCUGCCUAUCCAUUUGUAAACAUGGCCUGGGAGGGCUGGUUUCUUAUCCAACAACUGUGCUAUAUCUUCGGGAAAGCUCAGCAUCAUUCACCCAUGCUGCGGCUGGCUGGCGUUCGCCUGGUGAGACUGACUGCAGAUGAUAUCCAGGCCUUGGAGAAGAAAUUUGCAGUAGCCACUCCGAGUCAGCCACACAGCAUUAAGUCACAAGUCCAGACAGCAGUGAAGAAAGCAUUGGGUGGCAUUGCUUUCUCCCUGUCUACCGGGCUGUCUGUAGGUGUAUUCUUCCUUCAGUUCCUGGACUGGUGGUACUCCUCGGAAAACCAAGAGACAAUCAAAUCUCUGACAGCGCUCCCUACUCCUCCACCACCAGUACACCUUGACCAUGGGGUGGACUCAGCUCUGUUACCUAAACUGAAGACCAUGUGCCCACUGUGCCGCAAAAUUCGAGCCAAUGCCACUGUCCUGUCCACAUCUGGCUAUGUAUUUUGCUACCGCUGUGUGUAUAAUUAUGUGAAGACUCACCAACGAUGCCCUAUCACGGGCUAUGCCACAGAGCUGCAGCACCUUGUCAAACUGUAUUCCCCUGAGAGCUGAAAGGCCUGCUCCGUGCUUUCACAGAGAUGCAUCUCUGAGACUAAGUGGCAGGACCACUGGGUAGCAGUGAGCCUGAAUUUGCCUUUUCUGAUGUCUAGAGAAGGCUAUCGACCAUUACAACUUGUAAGUGAUCUCUAAAGCUCCUUUGAACCUUGCAGCACAUUAGAGUUUUGCUGCCUUGGUAAAUUUUGAUAAGGCUCCACCUCUUUUUUUUAGCCAUUCAAAGCAUCCCAUGACAAAGCUCCAGAGGCGUUAGACAGUCAUGAUCUGUCAGUGAGCGUAGAAAUGCCUUCAAAGGCAAACUGAAUGGGAAGAAACAAUGAUUUGGGUAGUAAGAAUGAAGAUGUGAGGGCCAAAGAGCACCACUGACAAAAGUCUUGCUUGAGGGCAUGCCCAACAAAUUGGAGAGCUACAAAAAACUGUCCAAGCAAGCUAUUUCACUCAUAGCAGCUUCACAGACUAGUACUACCUGCAGCAGGCUCUGGCACUAGUGCUUCUUAAAGACUUCCUUUUCUGAUCAUAGCAUUCUUAAGAGUCUCCAUGCAUUUUCAGGCUACUCGCCUCUGAGUUAAUGACAGUAUUACACCCCUAAUUCUCAUCAACAGUUCUAAACUAAGACUUUGACUCUCUAAACAAGAGGUGAUGUGUACAAACAAAGAUACAAGACCAGAAGGGAGGAAGACAAAAACCAGAUUAAAGCAGCAAUUGUGCCAGUUCAUGAGAAUAUAUUUUUGUUAAAUGUGUCCACAAAUGUAUUGUCAUCUGCUUUUAUAAAGCAAAAUUCUUUCUUGUUUUAGAA
Rhea pennata is the source of this 1908-nucleotide messenger RNA. It is a transcript of the gene PEX12, whose product is annotated as peroxisomal biogenesis factor 12. NCBI's taxonomy places the organism in Eukaryota, Metazoa, Chordata, Aves, Rheiformes, Rheidae. Gene Ontology annotation, cellular component: peroxisomal importomer complex; peroxisomal membrane. The transcript has 3 exons. Gene Ontology annotation, biological process: protein import into peroxisome matrix; protein monoubiquitination. The record is from RefSeq and is a predicted model, not a curated record. Gene Ontology annotation, molecular function: zinc ion binding; ubiquitin-protein transferase activity; protein binding. Bases 39 to 1109 code for a protein of 356 amino acids.